GUAGGUGUAGAAGAAGAAUAAGUAGGGCGGUCUUAUUCCACGUAACAUGUAGAAGAGUAAUAUUCUAACGGGCACUGUAGUAGUAAGCACUUGUAUACGCUGUUCUGUAAACAUGCGAAUAUUUUUUUACUUUGUUAAGUGUGAAAAGAAUACAUGGACAACAAAAAAAGAAGUUAACGUCAACAAUAACAACACAAUUAAGUAAUUCAAAGAAGAUAACGAUGAAGAUGAGUGAAUGGAUGAUGGGGAGAAUCCCAGGUGAGUCCCUCCCUUAAAUUAGCAAAUGCGUCAGGCUCCAGUCGCUUGUUGACACGGUGCGUUACUUUAAAUGAAUAUAGACGACAAACAUUAUGUCGGCGAUGGAAGCUCAACCCGGACGAGGUUUUGACUCUUUAUUCACUGAUUUGUUGGCCUUUUGCGUGGAUUCUGUUGCCACGUGUGUCUCCUCUGACGCAGCAGACAAACGCUGUGUCCUCCUCGGCCUUAGCUCUUUGUCGUCGCUCUUUCUACUUCUCUCGGGUCUUGUCCUCUUGUAUCAGAGGUGCAGGUGUGGAGGAAAUGCAGAAGAAACCGUCAUUUACUUCUACUGCUUCAUCGGUAACGUGUGCAACACUCUUGGAGCCAUUUUGUCAGGACAGCUUUAUAUUCAGGUUUUAAUGGGUGCGUUUGCUGCUGCUGUGGAUGCUGUCAAUGUCAUGGCUGGCUGCUUCCCAGUGUUUCUGCACUCGAACUCAAAGACAGAAAGACGGCUGAGGAGCAUGAGGAGGCAGAGGAGGAGACAGCAUUUCCUUGCAGUGUGUGUGUUGAUGAUGGUCACAGGAGGUUUUCUGAAAUCAAUGGUCAACCCAACAAACAGGUUUCUCAGUGGAAGGAGACUUCUGCAUGUCGCUCUUCCAGGCAACACAGACGUCCUGGGUUACGUUCUUGGAUGGAUCGCUUUUGUCAUCGUCUGCACUGCCAGGUUUCCUGCAGUCUGCAGCGUCUACAGAGGACAGAUGUUGCCACAGGCCUGCUUGAUCUCAGGACUACUCUGCUCAGUGGCUGGUUCCCUCAAUGCCGCUGCUCUUCUCCUCUACAACACUCAGGUUGGAUUUCUCCUGAAGGUCAUGCCAUGGCUCCUGUCAGCAAUAUGCUGUGUCACUCUGGAUCUUCUUACUGUAGUCCUCCACUGUUGCAAGAGAGACACAAGGCAGCAACUUGUGAGCCUUUCUUUUUCUGACACAGAGAGGCUUUUAGGCGACUCGGGGGUCCCCUCUGAAGAGAAUGCUCUCAUGAUGAACUACAGAACACAAAAAGGGAAUUCAUUAGCAGGAACAAAUAAAACAAAAGUCCAGAAGAUGUCUGAAAUGGGUUGCUACAUGGAUGUCAGUCUUCAACCCGAACGAGAAAUAUGCCUACAGGAGGAGGCAGAGGACAGGCCUCUCAACAGGACGGUGCGAGGGAUCAGAACUGAAGGUUUCUGCUUUUCAGAUACGUCCUGUGACUCUUCAACAAUCAGUUCAGAUCUAGAGUGGGAUUUUGAAGAAGCAAACGGCCAGUGGAGAACAUCAGUACAACAGCAGAAUGACGAGUUCCCCUUUCAACAGUGUCCAGCAAACCCCAACCCCUUAAAUUUCUGCACCUGUGCCAUGUCUAGACUCCCAAUAACAAUCCUGCCAGGGAAACAAGAGGGUGUCACCACUGUAAGCCUGGCAAAGUGAUAGAAGAACUGUCAUUUUCAGUUUGUAAUACGUUAGAUAUAAACAUCUGUUUCUUUAAUUUGAGAGGCAAUAAAGCCUGCAAACACUGUGUGUGUGUGUGUGUGUGCGCGUGCGAGUGAGUGAGACUGUAAAAUGAUUGUGGAAAUCAGGGUUUGGGCUGGUUGAGUAGUUUUGCCUUAACUUGUAGCUGUUUGUUAGAAUGGAGGAGUUAAUGUCAAAACUCAGCCCUCUGACAUCUUUUUAGACGGUUCUCGGAAAAGACCCGCACUAAUAAAACAAUAUUGCUC
Molecule: messenger RNA, 1987 nt
Organism: Solea senegalensis (Senegalese sole)
Lineage: Eukaryota; Metazoa; Chordata; Actinopteri; Pleuronectiformes; Soleidae
Gene: tmem44
Product: transmembrane protein 44
Exons: 10
Coding region: 351-1700 (449 amino acids)
Source: RefSeq, a predicted model, not a curated record